UCUUUUUAUCGAAACCCAUUCGGCACCCGAAGUCAGAAAUUUCUGUGUUUCUCUGUUUCCGCCGCUCGCCGAACCUGAAAAGUCGGAGCUAUAGUUUUUCCUCCUCGGAAAUUAGGGUUUGCUUUCUUCUGUCUCUAGGAUUCUCGAAGUGUCCUGUUGGAAAUCCUUCGGCGGCUCGUGAUACGCGCUUUUUAUUCGGUAGGAACUUCGAUUGGUUUUGGAUCGCGGAGGGAGGUGAAAAUUCAAGGUUAGAUUGGUUAUUACUGCGAGGUUUCGUAUAUUUUGGUUUAAUUUGAGUUGAACAAGGAGUUGAGGAAGGGAAAGGGGUUGAUCACACUGGGUUACAAUGGGUUAUUUCAACUCGGCUCUGGCCAAUUCUAGCGGAGUUAACACGUUUGAUUCGCCCGUGUGUGGCGGAGGGCUCAGUCAUAAUGGAAAGUUUAGUUAUGGGUAUGCGAGCUCUGUUGGAAAGAGGUCUGCUAUGGAAGAUUUCUAUGAAACCAGAAUUGAUGGGGUUGACGGUGAGAUUGUUGGUCUUUUCGGAGUUUUUGACGGUCAUGGUGGUGUCCGAGCAGCAGAGUAUGUGAAACAACACCUCUUCAGCAAUUUGAUCAACCACCCAAAGUUUAUCAGCGAUACCAAGUCAGCCAUAGCUGAUGCCUACAACCACACAGACUCUGAGUUCUUAAGAUCUGAAAGUAAUCAGAGCCGAGAUGCUGGAUCAACAGCUUCAACUGCUAUCCUCGUUGGUGAUCGUCUCCUUGUAGCCAAUGUUGGAGAUUCUAGGGCUGUCAUUUGUCGGGGAGGAAAUGCCAUUGCCGUUUCAAGAGAUCACAAGCCUGAUCAAACAGAUGAGAGGCAAAGGAUUGAGGAUGCUGGAGGUUUUGUUAUGUGGGCGGGCACAUGGCGUGUUGGUGGUGUCUUGGCUGUUUCCCGUGCAUUUGGUGAUCGUCUCUUGAAGCAGUAUGUGGUUGCAGAUCCUGAAAUUCAGGAAGAGGUGGUUGAUGGAUCUCUAGAAUUCCUCAUCCUUGCCAGUGAUGGACUGUGGGAUGUAGUCUCCAAUGAGGAGGCUGUAGCCAUGGUCAAACCCAUCGAUAAUCCAGAACAAGCUGCCAAGAGCCUGCUGCAAGAAGCUUCUCAGAGGGGAAGCGCCGACAAUAUAACCUGUGUUGUCGUUCGGUUUCUCGGUUCCAGUAGCAAUGUGGAAGAGCAGUGAUGGUAAUAGACAACUUCCUUCUACUUGCGACUAAUACGUACAAGGAGUUGAAAGUUGGCUUAAAAUUUACUCCUAAAGCUUUUCUCUGGUAAAUCAGAGGGCAUCAGAGGAGAGGAGGGUAUAUUUUGCAGAUUUCAGCGAGUCAGUACUGCAAGCAGUGAAGAGCAAUUGUUUUUCUUUAAUUUGCUUCUUUUCUCAACCACAUGCGGUGAAUUGUGGAGGUAAAAGUGAUUCGAAAUCUCUUGUUGCCGACUCUCAGCUUGUACUGAAUUUGUUUCUAAAUAGUCUCCAGUUUGAUGUCGAAAUACUUAUGAAAAUUAUUUGGUGAUUUAUUAUGUUGAUUUUCUUAUUGCAUUA
Dendrobium catenatum is the source of this 1573-nucleotide messenger RNA. RefSeq names its product probable protein phosphatase 2C 59. Gene Ontology annotation, cellular component: nucleus; cytosol. The transcript has 8 exons. Gene Ontology annotation, molecular function: protein serine/threonine phosphatase activity; cation binding. Lineage: Eukaryota; Viridiplantae; Streptophyta; Magnoliopsida; Asparagales; Orchidaceae. Bases 347 to 1216 code for a protein of 289 amino acids. Gene Ontology annotation, biological process: protein dephosphorylation. The record is from RefSeq and is a predicted model, not a curated record.